UAUAUUAUUAUAUAUUAUCAGCAACAAUGUCGAUUGUUCCAAUCAAACUAAUUACAAUUUCAUUCUUUUUAUUAAUUUAUAAUGUAAAUAAAUCUAUUGCAUCCUUGAGUGAUGUAAAUACUGUUAUGAAAUUUUACUCGCUUCAAUCGGAUACUGAGUUAAGUGAUGUUUGUAGGAAACAAAGUGAUAUAUAUUACAGAAGUUUAUUAUCUAGUGCAUUACCUAAAAAUGCAUGGGCAAAAGACAUGAUAGAUGCUUCAUCAAAAUUUCAACCUGGAGUUUUACAAGGGAACUUGGUUGAUUUUGGAGCAUUUGAUGAGUGUUUAGGUGUAAAUUACGAGAAAAAACAAAUUAAGGGAAAGUAUUGCCUUACAAAAUUGAAAAUUUCAUCAAUUCUGUCCCAAAAUGCAUAUGAACAGCAACAGAAAUUUACCAAAGCUUUAAAUAAUUUUCCCGUGAAUUUCGGACGCCCACCGCCUGAUUUUUCUCAACGAUGGGCAAUUUGUGUGCCUCAUGGUUGCACAGCAAAAGACGUGGAAACUCACUUAAAUAGUAAUGGAAAAGGUCUUAAUUUUACAGUAAAAGAAGAGUAUUGUCAAUCGAUUGAAUCUCAACCAAAACUUGAUGGUGGCGAUUGGACCAUCAUAGCAUUUGCCAUAGCCUUAGCCUGUAUUGUUCUUCUAAGUACAAUAUAUGAUGUUUUUCUGCACCAUGUUAAAAAAGAUCCAAGAUUCCCUAUAACUGUUGCAUUUUCAUGUUACACAAACUUUCAAAAAUUGAUCAAAAUAAAUAAUCAUCCAGAUCAAUUGCCCUGUUUGAAUGGAAUUCGUGUAAUGAGUAUCAUAUGGAUUAUUCACGGUCAUGAAAUUAUGCGAUAUUCAAGUAGCACGUUGUUUAAUUCGAAGCAUCUCUUGGAGUGGACAAAAUCCUUUAACGCCAUGAGCACAAUAUCAGCUUCUAUUUCAGUAGAUUCAUUCUUUUUUCUAAGUGGGUUACUUUUAAUGUAUGGAUUUCUGAAAUCACAAGUUAAAAAAAUUCCGUUUAAUAUCCCAAUCUUCUACAUUCAUCGUUAUCUCAGGUUAACACCUGCUUAUGCAGCUAUAGUAAUAGUAUAUUUAACAUUAUACAAUAAAAUUGGUACUGGACCGAAUUGGGAAGAAGCCAAUCAUCGACUUCAAACUGAUUGCCAAGCAUAUUGGUGGUCAAGUUUGUUAUAUAUUCAGAACUAUGUAAAUCCUGACAAAAAUUGCGUUGGACAAUCAUGGUAUUUAUCAGUCGAUAUGCAGUUAUACAUUUUGUCUCCAUUGAUAUUAAUACCUAUUGGUAAAUGGCCAAAAAUUACAUCAUAUUUAUUAGGAUGUCUUGCAAUCUUAUCUAUAAUCAGUCCUACAGUGGUUGCAUGGCAUUAUGAAAUUCCAGCUAGCGGAGGUCAAGUUGAUAAUUGGUUUCGAAUAUACUAUGCUCAACUUCAUACAAGAGCUGGGCCGUGGAUCAUAGGUUUAGCUGCAGGUUAUGUUUUAUUUCAAACGAAACAUAAAAAAUUUCGAUUAAACAGGGUUGAAGUAACAAUAAUGUGGAUACUUACAGGAGCAGUUAUGUUAUUUAUUGUUUUUGGAAAUUGGCCAAUAGUAAAUGGCGAUUUUGUUCCCAGUCGAUUGUACAAUAGUUUAUAUAUUGGAUUUCAUAGAAGUGUGUGGGCUCUAGGGUUAAGUUGGAUAGUAUUUGCGUGUAUCCACGGAUAUGGUGGUCCAGUUAAUUGGAUUUUAUCUCUGUCAGUAUUUCAAUUUUUCGCAAAACUUACAUAUUCGUUAUAUUUAAUCCAUGUACCAGUUCAAAAUUAUGAUCGAGGAACUGUUAGAAUUCCAAUAAUAUUUAAUGAAUUCAGAAUCUUGCAAUCAUUCUUUAGUACCGCAUGUUUGAGUACAAUUAUUGCUAUAAUUUGGGUAUUGUGUUUUGAGUACCCUUUUGCUGUAAUUGAUGGUGUAAUAAUAAAAGCAGUUUCCAGCUUAUUCAAGAAAAAUUCUGCAGCGAAGGAAACGAAAGAAAUAGCCUAAUAUUAAUUAGUAUAAUAGCUUAAUAUUAAUAAGAUACU
Messenger RNA from Chrysoperla carnea, 2092 nucleotides. Its product is annotated as nose resistant to fluoxetine protein 6-like. The transcript has 13 exons. Gene Ontology annotation, molecular function: acyltransferase activity, transferring groups other than amino-acyl groups. Bases 27 to 2054 code for a protein of 675 amino acids. NCBI's taxonomy places the organism in Eukaryota, Metazoa, Arthropoda, Insecta, Neuroptera, Chrysopidae. The record is from RefSeq and is a predicted model, not a curated record.